Diachasma alloeum is the source of this 783-nucleotide messenger RNA. RefSeq names its product transmembrane 9 superfamily member 4. The record is from RefSeq and is a predicted model, not a curated record. The transcript is spliced from 3 exons. Gene Ontology annotation, cellular component: membrane. Gene Ontology annotation, biological process: protein localization to membrane. NCBI's taxonomy places the organism in Eukaryota, Metazoa, Arthropoda, Insecta, Hymenoptera, Braconidae. Bases 87 to 686 code for a protein of 199 amino acids.
GUUGAGUAGUAGAUUGAACACGACGUGUCACAAUACAGAGGAAGAUUAUCGGCGUGGCGCCUUUGGGUACCGAGUAACGUCACACAAUGGAGAGAUCAAAAUGGACUGGUGUUGUUCUGUCACUGCUCCUGUCAUUGACCCAUGGGUUUUACGUACCUGGAGUGGCUCCAGUGGAGUUCAAAAAGUCCCAGAAGAUCGACGUGAAAGCUGUUAAAAUGACGAGCACUCACACACAAUUGCCCUACGAGUACUACUCCCUUCCCUUCUGUUUACCUAAGAAUGGAACAUUCGUUUAUAAAUCGGAGAACCUGGGGGAGGUGCUCCGUGGUGAUCGCAUUGUCACUACUCCCUACGAGGUGGCAAUGGGGGAGAAUAUUCCCUGCAGACUUUUGUGUCAUUCCCCUAAGAACCCGAUGACGUGGACCGAGGACGAGUCAAAACGAGUCAUUGAGAGGAUUAAACACGAGUACACUGUUCAUCUGCUGAUUGAUAAUCUACCAGCAGCCACGAAGAAGAUCCAUAAAGAUGACAGUGUCAUUGUUUACCAUGGAUAUCGACUUGGAGAGGCCCUUGGGGACCAAGUGUACAUUAAUAAUUACCUGAAACUCAAGCUGAGUUAUCACAAACAUGGAGAAUCAUCAGCACUCUCGGAAUCCUGUAUACCGUUUUACCCCUUUCUUUCAUGACUGACUUUGCCGUUGGCUAGCUCGGCAUGGGUCAAUGAGUUUUGUCCCAAAAAAAUAGAGUGUUAUCUUGGAAUGCCAAUAAAUAUGUAGUAAAAAU